AUGGACGCAAGUAAACAGACAAAGAAAGGAGCGGGAGGUAGGAAAGGAGGACCAAGGAAGAAGUCUGUCACCAGACCUGUCAAAGUCGGUCUUCAAUUUCCCGUCAGAAGGAUUGGUAGAUUCUUGAAGAAAGGUAAAUAUACUCAGCAUGUUGGUACUAAUGCUUCUGUUUACUUAGCCGCUGUUCUCGAAUAUCUCGCUGCUGAGGUUCUUGAGUUGGCUAGAAAUGUUGCACGUGAUAACAAGAAGAACAACAUAAGUCCAAGACACUUGCUUGGUGUUCUUCCUAACAUCAACCCCGUCCUUUUGCCAAAUGGGAAUGAAAAUGCUAGUGCUAGUACUCCAAAGUCUCCAACAAAGACCAAGAAAACUCCAAAGAACAUUUAG
Molecule: messenger RNA, 387 nt
Organism: Vicia faba (fava bean)
Lineage: Eukaryota; Viridiplantae; Streptophyta; Magnoliopsida; Fabales; Fabaceae
Source: the annotation of a GenBank genome assembly